AUGGAAGCCCUAGCAGUCAAUGUGGAACGUGGUCCUUGUGCAGUUUGCAUUGAACGGAACAAAAUUUGUGGUCAAAAUUGCGAAUUUGCUGCAUAUUUCCCUAAUCAAGUGCUAGGCGAGUACGAAUGUGCUAAUCAACUGUUUGGUACGCCAAAAAUUAUGAAAAUGAUGAAACAAGCUCCUAUUGAGAAAAAACAAGAUUUGGCAAAUUCCAUUCUCAAGGAAGGGGUCGCAUGGACAGAAGAUCCUGUUCGAGGUGGAUUUGGAAUGCUGAGAAGGCUGAUGUGGGAGAUUGAAUUACGCAAACUCUACCUCCGUGAGCUAAAGGAUAUGAUUAAGAAUGAAAAAAAGAAAAAAAACUAG
This is a messenger RNA of Arabis nemorensis, 363 nucleotides long. The record is from the annotation of a GenBank genome assembly. Lineage: Eukaryota; Viridiplantae; Streptophyta; Magnoliopsida; Brassicales; Brassicaceae.